UAAUGUUAGCAAAAUAUGAUAAAACAAUAAUGUUGAAUUGUGGUUUAGACAUGACAUAUUAGGACAAUAGCAGAUUUCCUGAUUUUUCAGUUUGAAGAAAUUUUAUCUAAAUAGUUAAUUGAGAAAAAAUUGGGAAUUAAAUUUGUUGAAUCGGUUUAAUCACACAUUAUCAUCUUGAUCAUUGUGGUAAAUUUCUAUUCUUCGCAGGAUUAUAUGGUUUUUUAAUUAUGAUUAUUUAGGUAAAGGUUAUAAUGGACCUGUAGUAAUGUCCAGCCAAAGCAUUGUUAUUAUACAUUUUAGAAGAAUAUAGAAGAGUAAUCUAUUAAUAUUAACUCAAUAGAUUUGGAUGACGCCAAAAGAAAUUAAGAAUUCAAAUUAAAAUCUAAAUAAGAUUUUAUUAUCAAUUCAUAAAUUAACACUGAUCUAUUAUUAAUUUAUGAUCAUAAAAAUAUCAAAAAAUGCUUAGAUAAAGUUUAAGUUAUAAGGCUUUAUGAAACCAAAAAUUUUGAUGUGA
Paramecium pentaurelia is the source of this 514-nucleotide messenger RNA. The record is from the annotation of a GenBank genome assembly. Lineage: Eukaryota; Ciliophora; Oligohymenophorea; Peniculida; Parameciidae.